This is a messenger RNA of Meira miltonrushii, 1458 nucleotides long. Its product is annotated as FAD/NAD(P)-binding domain-containing protein. NCBI's taxonomy places the organism in Eukaryota, Fungi, Basidiomycota, Exobasidiomycetes, Exobasidiales, Brachybasidiaceae. Bases 1 to 1458 code for a protein of 485 amino acids. The record is from RefSeq and is a predicted model, not a curated record. The transcript has a single exon.
AUGAAUAGUCAAGAACACCAAGAUGUUGACUUGGACGUGGUGAUCAUUGGAGCAGGCAUUGGCGGUAUCUCAGCAGGCUAUUACAUUGGACAAUUGAAGAAUUACUCGUAUGCAAUCUUUGAAGCGCGAGAAGAGCUUGGUGGUACGUGGUCCAGCUUCACUUACCCAGGAGUUCGGUCAGAUUCAGAUAUGUUUACGCUAUCUUUCCCAUUCAACCCAUGGACCAAGAGCAACUCGGUAGCAGAAGGUGACGAGAUCUUGGAAUAUAUCAAACAAACAGCAAAGAAGUUUGAUAUUGACAAAAAGAUAAUUGUUGGUCAUAAUGCUACUGAUUUGGACUGGUCCAGCGAAGAUCAGCGAUGGACGUCCACAUUCAAGAAGCUAGACGGUUCCUCUGCUGUGAUCACUUCUCGCUUUCUGAUGCUGGCUACUGGAUACUUUGAUCAUGAACAAGCCCAUUUUCCUGAUCUUCCUGAUAAAGAUACAUUUAGAGGUCCGCUCAUUCAUCCACAAUUUUGGCCGAAAGAUGUUGACUACGAAAACAACACUGUAGCUGUCGUUGGUUCAGGAGCUACGGCGAUCUCCAUCGUCCCACACUUAGCACAGAAAGCGAAACUUGUGACAAUGGUACAACGGUCACCAACCUACAUCACUACUCGUUCUAGGGUUGACAGUAUUGCGAAACUGCUUUUGAAACUUUUGCCUUUGAAUUUGGCAGCAAUCAUUCUGUUCUUUAUAUACGAGAUCGUGUUAACGAUUAAAAUUUUCCUCUACAAAACCUUACCGAAUUUUGGUAGACGGCAAUUGCAGGGCUAUGUCAAAAAGCAACUACCUAAACAUGUACCGCUCGAUCCGCAUUUUGUACCCAGGUACAAUCCAUUCGCUCAACGUCUUUGUUGGACAAUAGAUAGCGACUUGUUUGUCUCGAUGCGAGAAGGAAAAGUGUCAGUCGUGACGGGAGAUAUCAAGCAAGUCACAAGCGGUGGCAUUGAGAUGGAAGACGGCCAAUUUGUCCAAGCUGAUAUCAUCAUUCAGGCCACAGGUAUACAGUGUAAACUUCUUGGAGGCACAAAGAUUACGAUUGAUGGCAAGAAAUUCAACCUUGGAGAGACCUUUCUCUAUCGUGGAAUGAUGUUGGACGGUGUUCCGAAUGCGGUUGUGUUGUUAGGUUAUCUCACGUCCUCUUGGACAAUUGGUAUUGCGCAAACAUGUGAAUACUUUUGCAACUUAAUCGAAAAGAUGGCAAACGAAGGUCACAAUCAAGUCACUCCAAUAGCUGGUCCCGAAGUGAAAGAGACCACUAAACCUUUUCCUUUGACUUCUGGCUUCUUGGUCAGAGCGUCUCAUAUGCUGCCAAAAAGCGCUGAUAGCUGGGUAUGGCGUUACCGCUCGGAACCACUCCUGGAUUGGCUCGACAUUAGGCUCAACAAUAGGCAUCAAUCUCUCGAAUUCAAGUAG